GCACCACAAUUCAAUCAACUUGAUGCAUUGUGUAGAGUAAUAACUAAUACUCUAUCACUCCCACUCACAAUUCUAUCUGCCUUGGAAAGGUUUUACUCACGUAGCCAAUUGCGUUCUUUUGACGACUUGGUGGUUCAUUUCAUAGGUGCCGGUAAAUAUGAGGUAUCGGCACUUAUGUCCUUCGAAGAAAUUAUGCAUAUACUCCCAAACAUAAAAACACUACAACUCAUAUUGAUUGGAAUAGAAUUAUCAUCAAAAAUUAUAGGUGUUUCUCUACAAUGUUGUCCACGUUGUACUAAGGCUAAUAGAAAACGAAUUUAUUCAUUACAUCCAGUAUCAUAUGAUGAAUAUUCUGUUUCUGAUGAUUUCAUCACUCCACAAUUUGUCGUUGGUUUCAAUAUUGAUCUAUAUGAAGAAUCUUGGAAAUCAUCCGUUGAAUUUUUAAUAGAGAAAGAAAUACCUUGCACAUUUACUUCUUAUUCUAAAGAUGAAGCAAAUCAAAAUGUUAAAAUAUUAAAGGAUUUGA
Messenger RNA from Dentiscutata heterogama, 526 nucleotides. NCBI's taxonomy places the organism in Eukaryota, Fungi, Glomeromycota, Glomeromycetes, Diversisporales, Gigasporaceae. The record is from the annotation of a GenBank genome assembly.